AUGCAAGCGGCCCUGGAACGGUACCUAUCAUAUCCAUACAGUCUGAUAAAUGGUCUGGAGUCCUCAUCUUCAAGGGCUGUUCUUGAACCAAAAGCAAAACAACUAAGAAUGAAUGGUUACGGCAAGAGAAAGAAUUGCGCCCUGCCGUACAACUCUGCUGAAGAAGAGUCCUUCUGGUCAAGUGGUCUGUUAAGUGACCACGAUGGAGUGGCUCUCACAAACGUUAACUUCAAAAAUUUGUCCGAGCACUUCGGAUUUCGUGGCCGUCAAGAUCAUUACGACGCUUAUGUACAAGAUUUGGAAGUUGCGUGGAUCCAGAUCCAGGGAGGAGAAUUGGCAAAGUGCGUUCGUUUGAAUGAAAAUCCAACAAAGACCCAUUCAGGUGGCCUUUCAGCGAAACACAGAAAAACUCCUCAAGAGAUGUGGGCCACAGACGGUGGACCAAGAGAUCCAGUCCAGCUUUUUGAAGAAUUUCUGAGAAGGCGCCCAUUAGAAAUGCUAACCUCUGGGCCUUUGUACUUGGCAAUAAUACAGCGUCUGAAAACCGAAGUUUGGUAUGCCAAGUCCAGGAUGGGUGAACACAAACUUAGCAGCAUUAUGAAGACCCUAGCACAGACGAUCAGCAUUGAUGGAAAAGAGAUUUCAAAUCAUUCCACCAGAAAAGCAGUUGUCGCCAAAUUUAAGAAAGCUGGACAACGAAGGCACAAAAUAAUUCAAAUCACAGGCCAUGCAAACGAAACCUCGCUCGAUGACUGCGACGAGAUUGACGAAGAAGAAAGGAGAACUCUGUCACAUAUCAUAAGCGGCUAUUCUGGACCAUCCACAACGACAAGUUCUUCCAAAGCAUCGCCGCCAAGCUUGAAUUCAUUGCCAGUUCCACCUUCAACAGAUGUUGUUGUGCCAUCGAGCAAAUAUGCAACGUCUUCAUCAACUUCGCUGGGUGCAGCCAUCAGCCAAGCAAGCACUAAUUCUCUUGCCCAUCAGUAUUCUAACAUCCAGUCUCCAAUUACACGAACAAACGACCCAGCAGUUCAGCAAUUCCACAACUGCACUGUAAACAUCCAAAAAUACUUUGGGCCGCAGUCAACAAAUCAAGCGAGUUCUUCGAGAGUAGAAUGUCAAAUCGGCGAGAUAACAAGCCCAAGUAUUCCAAGACGAAAGCGUAAACGAGCUUACAUUAUUGACUCCGAUGAAGACUGA
Messenger RNA from Porites lobata, 1200 nucleotides. The record is from the annotation of a GenBank genome assembly. NCBI's taxonomy places the organism in Eukaryota, Metazoa, Cnidaria, Anthozoa, Scleractinia, Poritidae.